This is a messenger RNA of Notolabrus celidotus (New Zealand spotty), 5790 nucleotides long. RefSeq names its product solute carrier family 26 member 1 (gene slc26a1). The record is from RefSeq and is a predicted model, not a curated record. Gene Ontology annotation, cellular component: membrane. Gene Ontology annotation, molecular function: chloride transmembrane transporter activity; oxalate transmembrane transporter activity; bicarbonate transmembrane transporter activity. Bases 222 to 2369 code for a protein of 715 amino acids. NCBI's taxonomy places the organism in Eukaryota, Metazoa, Chordata, Actinopteri, Labriformes, Labridae. The transcript is spliced from 8 exons. Gene Ontology annotation, biological process: transmembrane transport.
GCAAAAGGAAACAGGAAGAAGACAAAAGCAGUCAGUGAGCAGCAGCAGAGUUGACAGCCGACUGAAUAAACAUACUGAUGGUGGAUACGGAGGAACCACACAGGGAGGCAUGGCCAGUGCUGCCUCCUGUUUGCACUCGAGCUGCUGCUUCUCACUGGAAGCACAGCUGACCUCCCUACCCCAUUACCCCCGCCUUGCUACCACCUCUUCCUGCCGAAGACAUGGAAGAGGUCACCAAGGUUGCAGAAGCCACAGUGGCCCUGCAACCUCUCCUGGAACGCAAGGUUCGCCAGCGCCAGCCUGCAGUUUCAGUCUUCAAAUCCAAGCUGAAGAAGGGUGCGACCUGCUCUGCGCCCCGAGUUCGAUCGACUCUGACUGGGUUCUUCCCUGUGGUGCGCUGGCUGCCUAAAUACAAGCUUCGCGAGUAUGUCUGGGGUGAUGUGAUGUCUGGGCUGAUCAUCGGUAUCAUUUUGGUGCCUCAGGCCAUUGCAUAUUGCUUGCUAGCAGGAGUGGCGCCUAUCUAUGGUUUAUAUACAUCAUUUUAUGCCAACAUCAUCUACUUCCUAAUGGGCACAUCCAGACAUGUUUCUGUAGGGAUCUUCAGCCUCAUGAGCCUCAUGGUGGGACAGGUGGUGUAUAAGGAGCUGUUCCUGGCAGGUUUUGAUCUAAAUGAAGACUCCAAAGUGUCUGGUCCUGGUGUGUUUAAUGUCACACUGGGCACUAACCUUACAGAUGCUAAUCGUCACAGUGUGGAUCUCAUGGGUGUGCAGUGUGAGAAGGAAUGCUACGCCAUCGCCAUUGCUUCUGCCCUUACAUUCCUGGCUGGCAUCUACCAGGUCAUGAUGGCUAUAUUCCGCCUUGGCUUCGUCUCUGUGUACCUCUCAGCUCCUAUGCUUGAUGGUUUCGCAACAGGAGCCUCUUUUACCAUCUUGACCGUGCAGGCUAAAUACCUGCUGGGUCUGAAGAUUCCCCGUCACCAGGGAUACGGAACAGUUGUUGUCACCUGGAUCAACAUCUUUACCAACAUUCAUAAGACCAACCUGUGUGACCUCAUCACUAGCGCUAUCUGUAUUUCUGUACUGGUGGCAGGGAAGGAAAUCCAGGAGCGCUUCAAGAACCGUCUAAAGAUCCCUCUGCCAACUGAGCUGGUAGUGGUGGCAGGAGCCACACUUGCUAGCCACUUUGGGGACCUAAACAGUCGUUACAGCUCCAGUGUUUCUGGUCACAUACCCACAGGGUUCAUUCCUCCCCAGGUGCCAAGCUUUAGCUUGAUGCCACGGGUGGCGCUGGAUGCCAUUCCUCUAGCUGUCAUUAGUUUUGCCUUCACAGUGUCGCUGUCCGAGAUGUUCGCUAAGAAAAAUGGCUACACAGUUCGUCCCAACCAAGAGAUGCUGGCCAUCGGUUUCUGUAACAUCAUUCCCUCCUUCUUUCACUGCUUCACCACCAGUGCAGCAUUGGCAAAAACUAUGGUGAAGGACUCAACAGGCUGCCAAACACAGAUAUCAAGUCUGAUCAGCGCCCUGGUAGUCCUUCUUGUCCUCCUCUUCUUUGCGCCUUUCUUUUACGCCCUCCAAAAGUGUGUUCUUGCCUGUAUUAUUAUUGUAAGCCUUCGGGGGGCGCUAAGGAAGUUCAAAGAUGUCCCGUCUAAGUGGCGUGCCAGUAAGAACGAUGCCAUCGUUUGGCUGGUUGCAAUGUCCGCCACAGCUCUGAUCAGCGUGGAGAUGGGCCUCCUUGUUGGAGUAGUUUUUUCAAUGUGCUCUGUCAUCUACAAGACCCAGAACCCAAAGGUGUCUCUUCUUGGCCGGGCUAGUGAUACAGAUCUUUAUGAGGACAUGGAUGAAUACAAGGACCUUCUACCACCACCUCGGGUUCAUGUUUUCCGCUUCCAGGCUCCACUGUACUACGCCAACAAAGACUCCUUCCUUAAAUCUCUCUACAAAGCUGUGGGAGUUGAGCCUUUCUUGGAGAUGACUAAAAGGAAAAAGGCAGAGAAGAAGGCCAAAGCGGUGUCCUUGAAGCAGGCCAAGGCAAAUGGGGAUACAAACAAUGGGGAGGUCAUUGUAGGACUCGUUCAAAGAGAGCUUGAAUUCCACACAAUAGUGUUAGACUGCUCUGCCAUUCCAUUCAUAGACUCUACAGGCCUGGGCACAUUUAAAACGCUGGUUAAGGAAUAUAAAGAGAUCGGGGUGAGUGUACUUCUAGCAAACUGUAACACCCCAUUCACUGAUACCCUGCAGAAGGGACAGUUUUUUGGGACGAAAGAUGAAGACAUGAGCAGGCUGCUAUUUCAUACAGUUCACGCUGCUGUUCUUCAUGCUAAAAGUAUGUUUGCAGCAGCAGAAAGCAGGUCAGACGACUCUGUAGUGUAGAGCCACUGGGGGAUAAAAGGGAAUAGAGAAAAUGUCCAGAUGUAUUCCAUUUAUCCUUCUCCUCUAACUUGUAUGUGUACAAAUAAGUCAUGUUGUCAAUUUUAUAUUUCCAUCCAUCACAAAACUGUAUUAGGUAGUUUUGAAGCUGCCUUGUUUAGAAAGCUGUUCAAGAAACCUUGGGGGUACCAAAUGGUUGUUUUUUGAUACUUUGAAUCCUUAAAAACUGAACCAGAUGACAAGUGACACAUGAUCUGCACAGUGAGUGUUCUGAGGAGUGGUGUUCCUCAGUUCCUGGUGUUUUUUGAUGUCACACUCAGUAAACAUUUUUUUAAAUGGUGCUUAAUGAUUGGAGGAAACAGAGAAAAAUAUUUGAAUUUCUAUUGCUUGAAAAUAUUAUAAGCUACAAUAUGCUACAACAAUAUAGUGCCUUGAAAGUACCCUCAAAGUGUUGUAUUUCCAAACCAGUUCAAACCUCCUGGUGAGGUUACUUUGUGUGAUCUCUUUCACUGCUUCGUCCUCAAAUCACUGGCACCAACAUGGAUCAUGUCGUUACUAAAGAUAAGGGUGUUGUUUGCAUUUGUUCUCUGAUGAUCUCCAUUCAAUAAGAGCACUGUACCAUCAGAAUUCCUGUUUAAAGUUCUGGCUAGGGUAGAACAAUUACACUAGCCAACAGGCUCAAAAACCAGCAUGCUGCUGACCUGAACAGAUUUCUAGCUCUUGCAAGCUUCCCAAGAUCACUGAAGAGGUAUACGCUCUGUAUCAUCUGCAGAAGAGGCUAGGGCUACUAGUUACAGAUGCACUAUCAGGUCUGUGACAUUUACAGCAAUGUUAGAAGCAAUGUUAGAAUUGACGCGUUCUAACUGUCAGACGUGUUUUGAGAUGGGACCCUAUUAUCAAAGUCGAAAUAAUUCAGCCACAAAACUAACAGAAUACGUUUAGCUCACUCGAGGUAAGCUAGCAGGUUAGGCUCGAGUUGUUGGCAGUACCUAACCAGAGGUUAAGCUAGCAGGCAAGGCUAGAGUUGUUGCGAGUACCAAACCAGAGGUUAAGCUAGCAGGCUAGGCUAGAGUUGUUGGGAGAGCCAAACCAGAGGUUAAGCUAGCAGGCUAGGCUAGAGUUGUUGGGAGUACCAAACCAGAGGUUAAGCUAGCAGGCUAGGCUAGAGUUGUUGGGAGUACCUAACCAGAGGUUAAGCUAGCAGGCAAGGCUAGAGUUGUUGCGAGUACCAAACCAGAGGUUAAGCUAGCAGGCUAGGCUAGAGUUGUUGGGAGUACCAAACCAGAGGUUAAGCUAGCAGGCUAGGCUAGAGUUGUUGGGAGUACCUAACCAGAGGUUAAGCUAGCAGGCAAGGCUAGAGUUGUUGCGAGUACCAAACCAGAGGUUAAGCUAGCAGGCUAGGCUAGAGUUGUUGGGAGUACCAAACCAGAGGUUAAGCUAGCAGGCUAGGCUAGAGUUGUUGGGAGUACCUAACCAGAGGUUAAGCUAGCAGGCAAGGCUAGAGUUGUUGCGAGUACCAAACCAGAGGUUAAGCUAGCAGGCUAGGCUAGAGUUGUUGGGAGUACCAAACCAGAGGUUAAGCUAGCAGGCUAGGCUAGAGUUGUUGGGAGUACCUAACCAGAGGUUAAGCUAGCAGGCAAGGCUAGAGUUGUUGCGAGUACCAAACCAGAGGUUAAGCUAGCAGGCUAGGCUAGAGUUGUUGGGAGUACCAAACCAGAGGUUAAGCUAGCAGGCUAGGCUAGAGUUGUUGGGAGUACCUAACCAGAGGUUAAGCUAGCAGGCAAGGCUAGAGUUGUUGCUAGCCUUGCCUGCAAUAAUUCACUGGCAGGGUAAAAAUAAAUAAUAGUACAAUAUAGACUCAGCAUAGAAAGAAGAUAUUUGAAGCUAUGUAGAAGAAUAAAGAUGUGAGAAAAACAAUAAAAACUGAAGAUGUCACAGGAAGACGGCAGUGGCCUUUAAAAUGAACAAACAAAGAUACAUUAAAAAAAAAACAUAUUAAUAACUGAGCAGCAAAUAUUAGAAAGUGGAAAAAAUGACACAUUUCUUGUUGGAAAAGCUUUUGUUUAAACUGGUGUGUAUUAUCUACAAAUGUCAUUCAACACGAUGGCCAUAUCAGCAUAUGUAUAGCUUGAUUGUUGGAGGUAUGCUGAUUGGCUUUUUAAUCUGUAAAAGAUUGACAGUUUUGUUCAGUUAUGCCCACUCUGGAAGUGGGCAAGGUGGAGGGAAAGACCAGGAAAUGAAAAAUGGAACACACUCCUGGUUUAUUACUUUACAGAGAAUAUGUGGUAUAUUUAAUGCCAAUGCUAAGACUCACUGAGCUUUAGUGUCAGAGGCCUUUUCAAAGGACUACAAAUGACAUCACUGAUAAAAGUGAAUACUUCUUUUAACACAGCAAGCACUGUAGAAUAUAUUUCAUCUAUAGGUCUACAUAAUUGCUUCGCUAGUGGUCACAACUGUGUGUUCUUCAAUUUUCAAGCAACCUAAUAUUUGUUUUUAGAUAAAACACGUCAUGACAUCAAAACCGAGAACAAUAGAGGUUGUUUUAACAUUUUACAUUGCUUUAGCCUUAGCCCAAUUCUUGUAUGGCUCUUUUCUAGGAGUUCAGAUAUUUUCAUUGGAGAUUCUGCCUCCAUUAACUUAGACCUCAAUAUUUUUUUUGUAGCAGGCCAGUUAAAUUCUUGCUAACUUGAUGAAGACACCAACAUUUGUGGUGGUGAAAGAAGGUUAGUGUAACUAACAUGGACUGAUAUCUUAUCAUAGAGACAGCCUUGACCUCAAACUACUGUGGCAUGCUUGUAAGCCUCCUUUCCACUAUUCACUGUUGGCUAGUAAGGUCAGCUAUCGUCAGUAAAACUAAUAUUAAUCUCAUCUCAGGAGCUGGAUGAAAUCACUUCAUAUAGUUCUCUAAACUGUAAACUAUAUUUGUGUAAAUUGAUGGCAGCAGGUGAUGCCACAUGUUUUAUCUACUUGUGUCACUAACACUGAUUUGUUAAAGCUGUUCUGUUACUUGCAAUUUCAGAGCAGGUUUGGUCUCUGAUGAAUCGACUUAUUAUUGUUAUUGUUAAUUUUUUUGGUAUUGUAUUUGUCUUUUUGUUACGUGCCAACAAAACUCAAAUUUCUUGAACGUAUUCUAACUUUAGGACAUUCCAAAAUAAAGCUGUUUUUACUUUUAUUUAACAUGGUCGUGUUAAAAGACAAGUAUUGAUGGACUGGCAUUGUAAUGAGAUGUAGACAUUCUUGUAAAUUUAUGGAAAAAAGUAUUUUCAUACAUUUAUUCUUUGGAUUUAUUAAAUUCAACCAAAUAAUGAUAGUGGUUACAUCAAGCUUUUCAAAGGUCUGCUUGAAUUUGUUUGGAUGUAUGAAGAUUUUUUUCUACCUACUCUGCCUUUAAUGCUCAGUACUUUAAUUAAACUGACAAGUUUUU